Diospyros lotus (date-plum) is the source of this 2011-nucleotide messenger RNA. Its product is annotated as protein trichome birefringence-like 5. Gene Ontology annotation, molecular function: O-acetyltransferase activity. The transcript has 5 exons. Lineage: Eukaryota; Viridiplantae; Streptophyta; Magnoliopsida; Ericales; Ebenaceae. The coding region runs from base 108 to 1613 and encodes 501 amino acids. The record is from RefSeq and is a predicted model, not a curated record. Gene Ontology annotation, cellular component: Golgi apparatus.
AUCCAUUCCCUGUUAUAAUUAAUAAUGAUAAUUUCUGUCGCUUCUCUACUCCCCAACCAGAUCCCGAAAUUUUUACAUUCCCAUGAACAUGCGAUCCCUAAUCUCAGAUGGCGUCAGCUAGCCCGAUCACAAUCCAGAAGAAGAACAAGAAGCAGAGGAACAGGUGCUACGCAAUUGCCAUUUUGUUUUCCAUUUGCACGGUCUUGUUAAUUCUCUUGAUCCGAGCCACUGUUAACCCUACUGUCAGAGAUCUUUACUUGUUAAACUCUCGAUCCACCUACCCUGCUUUGUUUUCUCCUCCUCCUCCUACACCAGCGCCCAAUUCCAGCUUUAUUAACAAUCCAAGCGACCUCCACGACUCUGGCUUUGAAGCGUCUUCGUUGCCGUCGCCAUCGCCGGCGUACAUCGGCAUAGUGCCGCCGAAUUCAGAUUCUGCAUCUGCAUCUGAACCGACAGGGCUUGAGAAUGGAGCCGGUGGCGAACAAAUUGAUACUUCUGUGGGAAUGUGGUGUGAGAAGUGGGCGAGAGGGUCUGCUUCCAGUUGUGAUAUGUACGUGGGAAGUUGGGUGAAAGAUGAAAGAGGGGAAUAUCCGGUUUAUAGGCCAGGGUCUUGCCCUUAUGUGGACGAGGCUUUUGAUUGCCAGACCAAUGGAAGGCCAGAUUCUGAUUACCUCAAAUGGCAUUGGAAGCCCCAGGGAGAUGGUUGUGACCUUCCCAGGUUCAAUGCCACAGACUUUUUGGUGAGAUUGAGAGGGAAAAGGCUGAUGCUGGUUGGAGAUUCCAUGAACCGGAACCAGUUUGAAUCUCUACUUUGUCUUCUUCGUGAAGGCCUACCUGAUAAGAGCAGAAUGUUUGAAGUCCAUGGCUACAAAAUAACCAAGGGAAGAGGCUACUAUAUCUUCAAAAUUGAGGAUUAUAACUGCACAGUCGAAUUCGUAAGAUCACAUUUCCUUGUCAAGGAAGGAAUUCGGAUUAAUGCACAGGGAAACUCAAAUCCAACUCUUUCCAUAGACAGAAUUGAUAAGUCAGCUGCACGAUGGAAGCGGGCUGACAUUCUAGUUUUUAAUACUGGGCACUGGUGGACGCAUGGAAAGACGGCAAGAGGGAAAAAUUACUACAAAGAAGGUGAUUAUAUACAUCCUAAGUUUGACGCAGUGGAAGCAUAUAGGAAGGCACUGAAGACCUGGGCAAAGUGGAUUGAUGAGAAUGUGAAUCCUGCAAAGAAGUUGAUAUUCUAUCGUGGGUAUUCAUCUGCCCAUUUCAGAGGAGGAGAUUGGGAUUCGGGUGGGACAUGUAAUGGUGAGACUCAACCUAUCUUGAGGGGGGCAUUCCUCAAUGAGUACCCCUUGAAAAUGAAGAUAGUCGAGGAGGUGAUUCGAGAAAUGCAAGUUCCAGUGGUACUAUUGAAUGUCACAAAGCUGACCAAUUUCCGCAAGGAUGGCCACCCCUCCGUAUAUGGCAAGAUGAGGAAUUCGAGCAUUGCCGAUGGGAUUAAGAUUUCUACGAGGCGCCAAGAUUGCAGCCAUUGGUGUCUUCCCGGGGUUCCUGAUGCCUGGAAUGAGCUCAUUUAUGCCACUUUGGUAUUUCAACAAACUUGUUCCUCUCAUUUGUAGUAAUGGAGCAAGCACAAUUAAGCAUACCCAUAUGGUCAAGCAGAUUGGAUGGAUCAGCAGAGCUUUCAGCAUCUUGUUUUGGGCAAAAUGUACUUGCUCCUCUUCAUUCAUACUCACAUUGGGCCACUGCUGUGGGAGAAGGCACUGGGAACCCUUUGGAUUUGGAUCAAGUUUGAGAAUUGAGAACCACUUGCUGCUUUAGGCUAUGUUUGGAACAAGCUUUAUAUUCAAAUUCUAUAAAAAAAAAAAAAAAAAAUGUUCACAUUAAAUUUGCUACAAGUAGAUUAUGGCACGAGUUGAGGAAAUUAUUGUUAUUAUCCUCACAUAGUGGGAUAAAGACUUUGGUACGUUGUUGUAUUAUAUUAAUUAAUUAUUAAUAUGAUUAGGUAUUCAUUUAA